GACAGGAGCGCAACACCAGUCUUCUUGACUCCCCGACCGCAUCGCACCUCUGUCCCGCCACACUGGACUAUUUUAUCUUGCUUUCACUCAAAGAGGAUACAGAGGAGAUCGUCUGUGUAAACCGAAAGCCUGGCUCUGGGAUGUUUCAUCUGGGUUAAUAUGGCACAGUAAGUAAGUUUCCUGUGUUUUGCACCGGCUGCGCAAAAGACGAGAAGAGGAGGUGGAACUUUCAUACCGGACCUUUUCUGGCACCGCGGCUGCAGCGCGCUGGUUUUCUAUCAGAGGAGGUGAUAUCUGCCACCGGCUUCCCUUUCUCUUCAGAGCGGCUAAGGAGGUGGAUGGUAUGGUGUAACUUUUCUGCUCCAGCCAGUGAGUGAGAGGAGCCGUCUCAUGGUGCAGGAGAAGCGAUGCCAGCCUCUCGUUCGUCUCGGAUAGCGGAGCGGCUAUGAGGAGAGAGGUCAUCCUGCUGGGCUAAGAGAACAAGACCACACCGCACCAACAGAAUGCGGGAACGGGGUCUUUGCAUUUGUGGAGUAGGUGUGUGGAGUCUACUGCUGUCCCUCUGUCUGGCCUCCCUGACACACGCACACAGGAGCCACAUAGUGCACGUGAAGGCGGGGACAUGUGAGGUGAUCGCCGCCCAUCGCUGCUGCAACAAGAACAAGAUUGAGGAGAGAUCUCAGACUGUCAAAUGUUCCUGCUUCCCUGGACAGGUUGCCGGCACCACACGGGCCAUGCCCUCCUGCGUGGAUGCCUCCAUUGUAGCCCAGAAGUGGUGGUGUCAGAUGCAGCCAUGUAUGGAAGGUGAGGAGUGCAAGGUUCUCCCAGAUCUCACAGGAUGGAGCUGCAGCACAGGCAACAAAGUCAAGACCACAAAGGUGACCCGAUAGUCCGCCCCCUCUCAAAAGAGAAGAACUGGGGGGGGGGAAUGGUGGUGGAGAUACUGACACAGCACAAUGGACCUGUUAGUGGUAAGGAAACGCACACGACGGCUUCAGUGAGGAACCACUUCUGUUUCAUUUUUCUGAGGAUAUCCAAGAAAUGGAGGCUGAAGAGACAGGACUAUAUUACUGCCUGCCAUCACCAUUGAGCGUCCUUGGUCUUUCAGUGCAGACGUCUGCAUCACCCACAAUCCUUUACUGCUACUACAAACUUCAACAAAGCGAACUAUGACCUUAACAACACUGGAUAAGAUGAUUAAAAAAAAAGACAACAACUUUCUUUACAAUACUCUGUAGUCCUCAUCUCUCUUCUAUGGCUUAGUUGUGUUCCAUAUGCAUACUGGGAAUAAAGGGGAUGUGGAUUUUUUGACAAAUAUCCUGUACAACAAACAUGGUGACAAAAAAAAUCCAGAAUGGCUGCCUCAUUUAUUAGUCUGGUUGACAUACACACAUUUUACUGUGCCACAUGUGACACACUUGCUGCUGUCAAAUUGUUUCUCAGACCUGAACCUUUUCUUUUCUCUGAUUUCACCUCCAUACGGAUAUUUUACCUUGAACCGUUUGAACACACAUCAUUUUUUUUUUCUCAAAUGAGGAGACAGUUUGUUUGUCAUCUGUUUUCUUUUGUUCUGUUUUUUUAACAAAGGGAAAAAAAAUCCAGGUUGAGGUUAGACUAAUACCAAGUAGAUGUUAUGGUAUAUUGAAACAUGUAAACGUGUAAAAAAUGGUUCAUGGAAUCAACGGGGCUAAAAAUACAUUGACGCUCUAAUGGUUUUAAUAUCUGUGUUUUUAAACGCCUGUUAACCGCUAUUGAGUACAUGUGUCAGUAUUAUAUGAAAUGAAUAAAACCUUUCAAAAGAAAACAUACAUCUCUGCAUUUGUUUCCAAGACUCCAA
This is a messenger RNA of Solea solea (common sole), 1837 nucleotides long. RefSeq names its product chemokine-like protein TAFA-2. The coding region runs from base 504 to 890 and encodes 128 amino acids. The record is from RefSeq and is a predicted model, not a curated record. Gene Ontology annotation, molecular function: receptor ligand activity. The transcript has 5 exons. Lineage: Eukaryota; Metazoa; Chordata; Actinopteri; Pleuronectiformes; Soleidae.